Molecule: messenger RNA, 3525 nt
Organism: Vanessa atalanta (red admiral)
Lineage: Eukaryota; Metazoa; Arthropoda; Insecta; Lepidoptera; Nymphalidae
Product: lysosomal alpha-mannosidase-like
Exons: 16
Coding region: 90-3452 (1120 amino acids)
Biological process (GO): mannose metabolic process
Cellular component (GO): lysosome
Molecular function (GO): alpha-mannosidase activity; carbohydrate binding
Source: RefSeq, a predicted model, not a curated record
UUCAGUUAUUAGAUUUAAACGAACGAGAGUAGUUGUUUUUAUUGAUUUAUUUAUAAAAAAAAUAUGAAGUUUAAUUAUUAGUUGUAUUCAUGAUGUCAAUAAUAAAAAGAAGUAUGUCAAUCACUUUGCUGAUCCUCUGCGUCGUCGGCUUAUCAUCUUCGGUACCCUUAAAUGACGUCAGCUCUCAAAAAUGUGGAUACGAGAGUUGCACCAAAGUGAAUCAAGAUGAACUUAACGUCCAUAUCGUCCCCCACACGCACGACGACGUCGGCUGGCUGAAGACAGUGGACCAGUAUUACUACGGAAGUCGCAACAAUAUCCAAAAGGCUGGAGUGCAGUACAUCUUAGACUCUGUCAUUAAAGAGCUAUGGCAGGAUCCCAAGAGAAGAUUUAUCUACGUAGAGACGGCAUUCUUCUGGAUGUGGUGGAUACGCCAAAGUGACGAUGUACGACACAAAGUCCACACUCUGGUGCGACAAGGUCGGCUCCAGUUUGUAGGGGGGGCGUGGAGUAUGAACGAUGAGGCGGCAUCUCACUACCAGAGUACUAUUGAUCAAUUUACUUGGGGUUUGAAAAAGCUGAAUGAAACCUUCGGUCCUUGUGCGAUACCACGCGUGGGAUGGCAGAUAGAUCCAUUCGGUCAUUCCCGUGAAUUCGCUUCCUUGCUGGCAGCGAUGGGAUACGACGGUCUAUUUCUAGGUAGGAUAGACUACCAGGAUAAAAGAGCGAGGCUGAAGCAGAAACGUAUGGAAAUGCUGUGGAGGGGGGAUGAUGAUUUAGGUAAAUCCUCAGACAUUUUCACGGGUGCCCUAUACAACACUUACUCCCCUCCACCGGGCUUCUGUUUCGACGUGCUCUGCGAUGACGAACCGAUUAUUGACGAUCCCAACUCGCCCAUGUUCAAUGUUGAAACGAGGAUAGACUCGUUCAUCAAGUACGUGUUAGAACAGAGAAAUAACUUCAGGACAAAUAACGUCAUUAUAACGAUGGGGGGUGAUUUUACCUACCAGGACGCGUUGAUGUGGUACAAAAAUCUAGACAAAUUGAUCGAGUACACGAAUAUAAAAUCGGCGAGAGACGGUUUAAAAAUUAAACUCUUUUAUUCGACACCGGAUUGCUAUUUGAAAGCCGUUAAAGAUUCCAAUCCGACUCUACCGACGAAGCAGGACGAUUUCUUCCCCUACGCGAGUGACCCCACAGCGUACUGGACGGGCUACUUCACCUCCCGACCCACAACUAAGUUCUUCGAGCGACAGGGGAAUGAUUACCUUCAGAUGGUAAAACAUUUACAAGUGUUGGGAGGUUUGGAGGAACACAACAGCUUCGUGCUGAACGAGUUGAAGAGUGCCAUGGGAGUUAUGCAACAUCACGACGCGAUAACGGGCACGGAGAAGCAACACGUCGCUCACGACUACGAGAGGCUCUUGGACGCGGCCGUGGAAGACGCCCUCAUCGUAGCGAGACAGGCUUUCAAUAAAAUUGCACAAAGGGACGCUUUAAAGCAGCCGCUCUUCAGCUAUGACAGAUGCCGUUUUAAUGAGUCAAGUUGCCCUACGAGCGAAAACAGCAGGCAGUUUGUGGUAACGAUAUACAAUCCUGUGGGAUGGAUGGUCAUGGAGCCGAUACACGUGCCGGUCUUAGAUGGUACCUAUGAAGUUUACGCGCCGAAUGGCGAAAAGAUAACAUCUCAAUUGGUAGACAUACCGGAGCCGGUGAAAAAGAUACCGACGAGAAAGUCGAAGGCGAGCCACGAAUUAGUUUUCAUAGCCAAACUACAUCCCCUUGGCGUGAAAUCGUUCUACAUAAAGAAGACGUCGAAGAUAUCUAAAAGAGAUGUCGUUAACACGAAUGAAUACUACGGCAACAUAAACGACUACUGGAAAAACUUACACGACAACUUCGUCGAAAUACACAACCUGGAUGACACUGUAGACCAUAAGUUCAAACGAGAACAAAUACCUCUGCCAAUAAUGAAAGUCGACGCAAAGGUUAACAUAGAAAAAGAUAUCAACGCGGAUAUCUUAAAAGAUAAAGACGACAACGUAGACGUCGAAGAAUUGGAGAGAAUUAUAAAGGAAACGAAAUUGGAGACGAUCGGUAAGGCGAGGAGCUUGGAUAAGAAGCUGAACUAUCCGAAUCUCAAUGAAGAGGAGCUGAGGAUGCUGGCUGAUGAAGCGCUGGUCGUCGAACGGGCUGAUGAAGAUUAUUUGGAGAAUGAGUACAUGAAGAUUCGCAUGGACAACACCGGCGUCACACACAUGAUCCUACCAGACAGAACGACCAACCUAAAGGUGCAGCUACACUACUGGACCGGUUGCUAUGGAAACAACACAAACACUCACGAACGCUCGUCCGGCGCUUACAUCUUCCGACCACAAACAACAGUUCCCUACGCAAUGACGUACAGAAACAGCGGCACAGUUAAAGGCCCAAUCGUUCAAGAGUAUCGCGCUGAAACCAAAGAGAACGCAGCGAGCGUGCUCAGAAUUUACAGCGGUUUGAAUUAUUUCGUUCAUGAUUUUGUUGUCGGUCCAAUACCGAUAGAAGACAAAGUCGGUAAGGAAUACGUCGUUAGAUACGACACUAAUGUCGUUAAUAAUGGCGAGUUCUACACCGAUUCCAAUGGAAGGCAGAUGCUGAAACGCAAGUUGAACGAGCGUCCGCAGUGGAACUUAACCCUCGAGGAACCGAUCGCCGGUUACUACUAUCCGGUCACGAAUAAAAUAUCGAUACAAGACGAACAGACAAGAAUAUCGAUAUUGACGGAUCGAUCUGAGGGCGGGUCGUCUCUGGAGGAAGGGAAUAUUGAAUUGAUGCUUCAUCGGCGGCUGUUACAUGAUGACGCGUUCGGGGUUGGAGAAGCGUUAGAUGAAGUCGCGGAAGGCAAAGGUCUUGUGAUGCGAGGGCACCAUAAGUUACUAAACAUUAACCCCAAGAACGCCGUAGAAGUGAUCGCCGAAAGAAAACUCGUCAUACAAACCCAUUUACAGCCGAUAGUAUUCGUAUCGAAUUCUGAUAAUGUCGAUUUUGAUACUUGGAUGAAACUAGACAAUUGUUUCAAAGGUAUGAAGGAACUGCCCAAUGGAUUGCAUUUAUUGACUCUAGAACCGUGGACGAAAGAUAGUUUACUGUUGAGAAUCGAGAAUUAUGUCGAUAAAUCGAAUGAUUCGACGAUAGAAAUCGAUUUAUCGGAAGUUUUUAAUAAUGUUAAGAUUAUAUCGAUUAAAGAGACAACACUAGCCGCCAAUCGGUGGGUGGACGAUGUCGAAAAGUGGACCUGGAAAGUCGAGAAUGAGUUCUCUGAGAGUUUUAACUUGGAGUAUAAUAAUUUUAAUUCGGUACCCCGGGCCAGGGCUGAUGCUGGAGAAGCGACCGACGAUCGUCUGAAGAUUCAGAUCAAAGCGAAACAAAUCAGGACUUUUAUCGCGAAAUAUGAAAUGGUCGCAUCGUAAAUAUAAAUCACUUGUAGUGUGUGUACAUAUCGAUAAAAUAAAUGUAUUUUUAAUUAAAUAUCUUGUUUAAAUA